CGACACUUCAGUACGCUGUGGGUCUUGUGUAUUCGACUGAAUCCUCUGCACCUUUCGCGGUGCUGAUGACUGUGAUGUAGCUAUGUAUGUUCCCUGGUGGAUUUUGACUCUAGUCUCUACCUGGUGACAGGAUCUUGGCCAUAUAAAUUCCAUCACCACCUGAUUAUUCCAGUCCCUGCACACCAUAUAAUACAGUCAGCUGUGCUGGAUGCAGUAGGGUGGAGGGGGGGUGAUGGGGGUUCCAGAUUUUUUUAACUCCCAUCCAUAGACUGCUAUAUUUGUGUUGGAAUGAGAGACUGAGUUAAGGGGAAAAGUGGAAGGCAAGUGAGACAAGUGCUUGAAUUGGUGAGAAAUAAGAAGAGCCAUCCUAUCCGUAGGUUGGCAGCAUCUGAUCUGGCCAGCCCCCGAGGAUGACUAGUCUUUUCAGGCGCAGCAGCAAUGGAAGCUCCAGAAGCAGUGGAAGUGGUGGUGGCAGCAGUGGGCAGCUCAACAACAGCAGGCCCAACCGGCAGGUCAGACGGCUGGAGUUCAACCAGGCCAUGGAGGACUUCAAGACUAUGUUCCCCUCUAUGGACUAUGAGGUGAUUGAGUGUGUGCUUCGUUCCAACAAUGGAGCUGUGGAUGCCACCAUUGACCAGCUGCUCCAGAUGAACAUUGACGGACAGGGCUCAGAUGACAGCUCAGACUCAGAUGACAGUAUCCCACCUGAGAUUCUGGAGCGAACACUGGAACCUGACAGUUCAGAUGAGGAACCACCUCCAGUCUACUCUCCACCAGCAUAUGAUAUGCACAUUUAUGACAGAAAAUACCUAGAAGCCCCACCAACACCCCCACCAAGAUUUGAAACCGAGCCACCUCUUGGUCACCAGCAGGUCAGAAACUAUCGGAACUGGAACCCUCCUUUGCUUGGAAAUCUCCCAGAUGAUUUUCUACGGAUCUUGCCACAGCAGUUAGACUGCAUAAAGCAGAGCUCUCAAAGUAGCCUAUCCCAACCUUCAUCGUCAUCCUCGUCCUCGGUUUCUUCACUAAGGCAAUGGACAUUGCAGUCUGGUUGCCGAUCUGGAGCUGCAGGGACCACUGGAGGUCCAGGUUUAACAACAGGAGCUACAGAGCAAGACAAAAAAACGAAGCAGUAUCUGGAAGAUGAGCGCAUUGCUCUCUUUUUGCAGAACGAGGAAUUUAUGAGAGAGCUGCAGCGCAACCACGAGUUCCUCAUUGCCUUAGAGAGAGAUCGCUUGAAGUAUGAAUCAAAGAAAUCAAAGUCCAGUCAUUCAUCUAUCAUGGAGAAUUCCACAGGAGAACAGUACUCUGCAGCAUCAAUGGAGGCCAUCUCAGAUGACGCCCUGUUCAGAGACAAACUCAAACACAUGGGCAAGUCAACAAGAAAGAAACUGUUUGAAAUUGCCAAAACGUUCUCAGAAAAGACAAAGAGGACAAAGCCAAAAAAGAGGAUGCUCCUGAAGCACCAUUCAUUGGGCACAGCCAACUCCAGAGCCAAUCUUCUUGAUGAUAUAGAGGGAAACCCCUGUGAGGAAGAUGGUAAGCCCAGAAGAGCAAACACUCAGGAAGAGAAUGAACAACGCAAUGAGCCUAUAUCAUGAUCCUCCCACGCUGUACCAUAUCAGGGUUACCAUGACGACAACAGCAUGACCCAUGGGUGGUGGCCUUGCCGCUCUUCCCACUUGCCACCUGCUCACCAAAUACUAAUCCAAACCAGCCAUUGUAAGGCUCAACAAUAAGUUGAGAUCCCCCUCCUUCCCUGGGAGAGUAACUGGACUCUUCCCACCACUGGGCUCACUGUCUGUGAAUGCAUUCUCUGUAUUAUAACACUUUGUUUAUAUAUAGUUUUAAAUUUAAAGGAAAAUGCAUUAGUCAUUACCAGUAUUUCUUAAAAGCUUCCUUUAAUCUACUGAGAGGAGCGUUAGUGCAGUGAUGCCCUUACUAUAUGAACCUUUGUUACUUUUGUAGUACUUUAAAGUAGCAGGCUGUAUGAUUCUAUUUGGGGUCGCUCAGGCUGUGCCGCUAAUGUGUGCAUGUGCCCUGUUAUAUACACUAGAUCAUGUAGAGGUUUUUUUUUUACCUUGUUUUCUUAUUCAGAUUGUAAUAUUUUGCUGUUUCUAAAUGUCAGGGAUUGUGUAAUUGAAAUUCUGAUGCAUCGGUUUAAUAUGGCGUGAAGUUUGGACUGGCCAUAUUUCAACUCUUCUCCAAGGCCAUAAUGCUCAGUUGAUCACAUUUAAAGUACUAUGUUCUUAGAAAGCAUGUUUGGAGCAUUUGAUUUAAAUGCUGCUGCAUUUGGAGCAGCUUACUAGUUUGGUUUAUUUGAUAAGGUGAAAACAGUGUCAUCCAAUCUCUAGGAAGCACCACAAACAGCACAGUUGCACAGGUAAAAAUUCAGGUCAGUUAUAUUGUCAGAGCAUUAAAUCAGGAUGAUAAAUAUGUGUAUCAAGCAAAGGACAACAUGAACAUGAACGCCAAUCAAGUUUCAAAAGGCUAACGAAAUGAGUCUGGAUAACUUUAAAGCCAGGGUCCACAUGAAAAAAAUUAUUGUAGUGUCUACAAAAUGUUGUCCGACCAAGUCAAAAGGCAAGUGCGUUUAAGCCUGUUCUGAAUGAACACACUUGAAGGCGGGGGAGAAGGCUGCUUCCAUAUAGAGGGGCGUGAUUUGCGUAUCGUUCAAAUAUAGCAUAACUACAUUUUCAGACAGUUGCUCCCUGUAGGCAUUUACAGUGUUGGGCUCAGCUUUUUCCCUGUACGGGUGACUCCUGCUGGUUGGUUAGGGUGCAUGCACCAUAGUGAGAAGUGAAACUGGGGAAUCUUGAUCACCACAUGUUACAUCCCCAGAGCUGGCAGGCUAAAAGAAACAGCUGGAGUCACUAUGUGUCACAGAGAUGUAGCAACGGAACAUAUGUACCUAUGGGCACAAAAUCCACAAUAAAGUUUUGAAAUUAAUGUGGUAUGCUGGCCAAACACAUUAAGGAGAUGCUUUUUCAAAAUGAAAGUGUAGCAUCAAAUCGAGUACAUCACGUAUGUCAACAUCUACCUCCUCCAACCAAUAAGCCCUUGCAUUGUUAAGAACAUGACCUGUCAGUUGAGACUUUGUCUUCAAACAUGCAUUUUUUGGCAUUACUGUUUUUUUGUUGUUUUUUUGUGGAAUGGCAUUGUUGUCACCUGGCCUAUUAAACCAGGCUGAAAACACUGCUGUUGAAAUGCUUGGAGUGAGCAUGCCCAAAGGGCUACAUUUACUCCUUCAGUAAUAACUUUGCUAACAUUCUGCCAGAUGUCCAGAACUCUUGCAUAAAACCUAAGAUAGUAAUUGUUAUGGAAAUAAGAAAUAUCACUCAGACAAAAUUGUCAUAUCUCAGAUUCUCCUUAUAGACUUUCAGCAAACCAUGUCUUUGUUUAUCUCAUCUCCUCGAGUGAAGGGGAACGCAUUUCUAAAUGCCAGUGUUAAUACUAUAAACAAUAGGAUCAUGUUCAGACAUGAGAGAAUUUGUUGUGAUUUCUAUAUGAAUGAUGGAUAUGUUUGUUUGGGUGUUUGGGGCAUCUGAAACGUGAUGGAUCAUCACCCUGUGAGGACCAACUCUGAUAGGAUGCCAUUGAAAGUGAAGAUUGAAGUUUGACAAAAAUCAAAACACAAAAAAAAUGCUUAUGUGGUUUUAAUCCUUUUUUAAUACUCUUUUCAAUUGUAUAUGUAGAUGUUUAACUGUCAUGGAGUAAAGAUGUACAAAUCUGCUGUAGUCCGUGUGAACAAAUUGUUAGAAGACGAACACAAAAAAUGCGUACAUUUACAAUGCAAAGGUUCCAAGAAAACUGCCUGAUUUUAAGCUCUAGACGAAUUUGAUUAACUUUCAAUAUGUGAAAUCAACUUUCUUUUGUCCUUUAUGAAUAAAGUGUUUUUUAUCACUUCAGAAAAUCUUA
This is a messenger RNA of Chelmon rostratus (copperband butterflyfish), 3918 nucleotides long. It is a transcript of the gene cuedc1b, whose product is annotated as CUE domain containing 1b. Lineage: Eukaryota; Metazoa; Chordata; Actinopteri; Chaetodontiformes; Chaetodontidae. Gene Ontology annotation, molecular function: ubiquitin binding. Bases 411 to 1601 code for a protein of 396 amino acids. The record is from RefSeq and is a predicted model, not a curated record. The transcript has 11 exons.